Messenger RNA from Trichoderma citrinoviride, 330 nucleotides. RefSeq names its product UPF0041-domain-containing protein. The record is from RefSeq and is a predicted model, not a curated record. The annotation marks the transcript as partial. NCBI's taxonomy places the organism in Eukaryota, Fungi, Ascomycota, Sordariomycetes, Hypocreales, Hypocreaceae. The transcript is spliced from 3 exons. Gene Ontology annotation, biological process: pyruvate import into mitochondria. Gene Ontology annotation, molecular function: pyruvate transmembrane transporter activity. Gene Ontology annotation, cellular component: mitochondrial inner membrane.
GGCAAGCGGUGGCAGAGCACGGCGUCGGAGCAGCAGCAGAGCGCGAGCUGGUUCAAGAGGGCGUGGGAGAGCGAGGUCGGCAUCAAGACGGUGCACUUUUGGGCUCCCGUCAUGAAGUGGGCUCUUGUCUUGGCUGGCAUUUCGGAUCUCGCUCGUCCUGCCGAGAAGCUGUCCUUUGCGCAAAACUUUUCGCUGACCUGCACGGGCAUCAUCUGGACGCGGUGGUGCUUCGUCAUUACCCCCAAGAACUACCUGCUGGCUGCUGUCAACUUCUUCCUCGCGCUGGUCGGAAUCACGCAGAUUACUCGUAUUGGCAUGCACAACAUGUCG